AUGAUGGAAAGUGCUGGGCAGGAAGAGUCAAGAUGGGUAACAACCGUUAUUAUGAGCACAGCCCUGCAGAACCACGAAAUUUCUACAGUUCUACAGAGUCAACAUCACCGAGUUCGAUAUUCAGAUUCAGUGGAAAUUGGAUCUGUGAUAUUCUCUCUUUCUGGUGUUGCAUUUAUACUGGCAGACGCUCAGGACUUACUUAGGACAGGAGAAGAACAUUUUUUAGACAGAAUUCAGAAGUUCAUAAGCAUUCACCGAAACAGUUUUUUGGUUUUGUCAGCUGCCCUUCAUGGACCAGAAGAAUGGAAUAUAAUGUUCAGGAUUCAGAGAAGAUUCCUGGGCAGUAAUUUACGCAUCAUUCCGGUUCAUAAUACUGCUGAAACUGUUAAGGUUAUGCUAACUAUAGCUAAGAUAACUUCCAAGCCAUACAGAGAUGAUAUUCGUUACAAAAUGGCAAUGACAAAAGCCUACAUAAUAGAAAAGAGUCCAGUUUGGGAGAUGCUUCAGCAGUACCAGCUGCAUUGUAAUUAA
This is a messenger RNA of Rhea pennata, 531 nucleotides long. It is a transcript of the gene C8H1orf146, whose product is annotated as chromosome 8 C1orf146 homolog. The record is from RefSeq and is a predicted model, not a curated record. Gene Ontology annotation, cellular component: chromosome. Gene Ontology annotation, biological process: synaptonemal complex assembly; reciprocal meiotic recombination. The transcript is spliced from 5 exons. NCBI's taxonomy places the organism in Eukaryota, Metazoa, Chordata, Aves, Rheiformes, Rheidae. The coding region runs from base 1 to 531 and encodes 176 amino acids.